AUGUUUCUGUGGCCAGAAGGAUAUAAUCGUCAACCGUAGAAUCCACUUAAAGAAUUAAUUGAGAAGACUCAAGGUGAUAUUCUCCUGCUGCUUGAGGCAGAACUAUUUGUAAAACAAGCAAGAUUGGGCGAUGCAUUAGCAGUGGAAACUCUGGUGCAGGGCACUGUUGGUUUACUAGAAGUUAUGUUUAUGGACUAUGAACAUGUGUUAAGUGAACAUUUUGAACAAUUGACCAACCAGUAUGCCAUCAUGUGGGAAUUAAUCGACCUCAAACUUGAAAAAGUUAAUGCUCAAAUUCUGACUCAUUGGGAAUUAGUGUUUCAAUUGUUAAGUAAUCAGUUAACAGUAGAAAUAUAAUGGUAUUUUGCUUUACGCAUCAUCUCAUUUGUUAGUUAAGAGAAAUCUGCUCUCCUAGAUAAUCAUCAAGAUAAGUUGAUCAAAUUGUAUCAUCAUCUUGAAUACACGUAUGUAGCCUAACUCAUCAUCGAAAUGAUGGGUGCUCGUAUGAAUUAAUAUCAGCAAUCAUUCCUAAGUAAAGGCAUUUAAGAAUUUGAUUAAUUAACUGAAUUGCAAGCCAUUAACUUUACUUAAGUAAUUCAUGAACUCUUCACGAAAUCUAAGAAUAAGGACUUGAUUGAUUUCAUAACAACCAGUCAAGUUUUGGCCAAAAUGUUCGGAGUUAUUUAAUAAACGAAUAAAAUAGUGACCAAAAAUGCUGCUCACAUCAUUUCUAUCAUCUCAAAUCAUUAUUCUAUUGAAAUGCAGAAUUUAGAUCUGGAGGAGGAAGAGUCAGAACAAAUCACUUCUUAGUUUCAUUCCACUAAUUUUUACAAAGUCAUCACUGCCAAUCUACACAUAAUCAAUAAUAUCAUUAAAGACUAUUGUGAUAACAAGUAAAAAAUAAGUCAAUUGAUAAUCAAAUUAAUAGAAAUUGUUGACAAUUUAGUUAGAAUCACAGAUGUCUCACUUUGGGAAUGUAUGCAUUAAUCUGAAAUCAUGGUUUCAAUGAUUAGAUUAUGCAAUGUAUAUUCAAAAUCAGACAUCCUAUCCUCUUAAGUGGAAAGAAUAGUUUUUUAUAUAUUUGAAAGAGCCUUAAAUGAUAAUCAUCCCUUUUGGGCAUUUUAAUUUAUCAAGGUUUAUCAAAUAUAAAACAACGCAAAUUCUAUGUUUAAUAGAUAAGUUUUCUCUUUUGAGUAGGAGUUGAAUACAAAAAUAACCAAAGAAUUGGAUUACAUUACAUAUGAUGCCUAGAUCCUAGAAAUUAAUUCUGAAUUGCAACAAUCUAAAAAUUGGGAAAGAACCAAAUGGGAAUUGAAAUUAUAACAAUGCGAAAAUUAAAAAAAAUUAGGAUCUCAAAUGUAAAUAAAUGAUGAAGAAAUUAAAUUGGUUGAAAGGAAUGAAAUCAAAAAUGAAGUUAAGGACACUUCUGAGGAAAUGAAAGAAGGAUUAGAGAAUACUGUGGAAGUAAGUAAGGAAGAACAAAAGUAGAACAAUUAUGAGGCAAGUGAAGACUAGAAAGAAUAAGAAUUAGUUAAAGAUAGUGAAUCAGAUUCAUCAUCAUCAUCAUCUUCUUCAAAUGAAGAGACUCAAAAAUAGAGUGAUUCACAAGUUAAGAAAGACAAGUCAUAUAUGACUGUUUCAGCAAAUUUAGAAUAGAUGUCAUUCCAAAAUCGAAAAAAUAAGUUAAAUUUAGACCAAAUAGAGAAGAUUAGAAAGAAAUCAAUUCAAUUUGAGAAGAUUUCAUUGCAAAUGAGUCAAGCUGGGAGAAGACUGUCAUUGUAGGCUGGUCUAAGUAUUAAGGAGCUUAGUCCGACUUAUUCCGAGUUCAAACUUGAUUUAGACAAAAAGGUUCUUCGUAAUGUCAAUGACAAUUCAAUUUUGAAAGUAGAUGAACUAGAUUCAAUCAUCAAUCAAUGA
Paramecium tetraurelia is the source of this 1917-nucleotide messenger RNA. RefSeq lists its product as uncharacterized. NCBI's taxonomy places the organism in Eukaryota, Ciliophora, Oligohymenophorea, Peniculida, Parameciidae. The record is from RefSeq and is a predicted model, not a curated record. The transcript is spliced from 4 exons.